Elephantulus edwardii (Cape elephant shrew) is the source of this 1446-nucleotide messenger RNA. Its product is annotated as putative small intestine sodium-dependent phosphate transport protein-like. NCBI's taxonomy places the organism in Eukaryota, Metazoa, Chordata, Mammalia, Macroscelidea, Macroscelididae. The transcript is spliced from 11 exons. Gene Ontology annotation, biological process: monoatomic anion transport; transmembrane transport. Bases 115 to 1446 code for a protein of 443 amino acids. Gene Ontology annotation, molecular function: transmembrane transporter activity. The record is from RefSeq and is a predicted model, not a curated record.
GGUGGCAAUUUACACUUGGCUGAAGUAAAAACUUCCAGGAAAGGAUUCUGCUCUGUCCGUUAUGGACUGGCCCUCAUUUUGCAGCUCUGUAAUUUUACAAUUUACACACAGCAAAUGACGAUGAGCAUUGCCAUCCCAGCUAUGGUGAACCACACAGCCCCCUCCAGCCAUCACAAUGACUCCAUAGAAAGGCCCUCCCCUGACUUCCCGGACUACCAGAAUGAAACCUCAAAGGAAUUUAAAGCAGAGGCCCCCGUAUAUGACUGGAAUCCUGAAAUUCAGGGAAUCAUCCUCAGCUCCCCCAACUAUGCUUCUUUCUUUACUCCAAUUUCUAGUGGCUAUUUGGCUGGAGUAUUUGGAGCAAAGCGUGUGGUUGGGGCUGGAUUGUUCAUUUCCUCAAUCCUGAACCUUUUCGUUCCAAUGGCAGCUGAUACUGGAGUGACAUUGCUCAUUGUCAUUCGGGUUGUCCAAGGCAUAGCCCAGGUUAUGGUAACAACAGGUCAGUAUUCAAUUUGGACCAAAUGGGCUCCUCCACUUGAAAGGAGUCAUCUCAUCAGCAUUGCUGCAUCAGGGGCACUUCUGGGAUCUUUCAUCAUCUUCGCUAUUGGUGGUCUCCUCUCUCAGACCAUAGGAUGGCCUUAUAUCUUCUACAUCUUUGGUGGAAUUGGCUGUGUAAGUAGUCUUCUCUGGUUUCCUCUUGUUUAUGAUGACCCCGUGAAUCAUCCCUUUAUCAGCACUGGUGAGAAGGAAUACAUCCUGUGUUCACUGGCCCAGCAGGAUUCUUCUCCAGGGUGGUCUCUUCCCAUUAAGGCUAUGAUCAAAUGUCUACCACUUUGGGCCAUUUUAGUCUUUUAUUUCUGUCAUUACUGGCCUUUUUAUGUCAUGAUGUCAUAUACACCAACAUACAUCAAUUCUGUACUUGAAGCUAACCUCAGAGAUAGUGGGAUCCUAUCUGCCCUGCCAUUUAUAUCUGGUUUCAUCUGCAUUAUUCUUGGAGGUCUACUGGCAGAUUUUCUCCUUUCCAGAAACAUUUUCAAACUCAUCACCAUAAGAAAACUCUUCACUGCCAUAGGCGUUCUCUUCCCAUGCCUGCUCAUGGUGUGUCUGUAUUGGGUCAGAUCCAGUGCCAGCACCACUGUGGCCUUUUUAGUGCUCUCUCCAGGCCUCAGCAGCCUCUGUGACUCAGGAGCCCUUGUGAACAUCUUGGAUAUUGCUCCUCGAUAUGCAGGCUUUCUCAAGGGACUAUCACAAGUCUUUGCACACAUAGCUGGAGCCAUCUCUCCCACUGUUGCUGGAGUUUUCCUCAGUCAGUAUAAAGAGUUGGGUUGGAGAAAUACCUUCUUGCUUUCAGCUGCUGUUAACAUGUUGGGCCUGGUCUUCUACCUCAUCUUCGGCAAAGCAGAUGUUCAGAACUGGGCUAAGGAACAGACAUUCAAUAACUUCUGA